This is a messenger RNA of Rasamsonia emersonii CBS 393.64, 2127 nucleotides long. Its product is annotated as HLH transcription factor (PalcA). The record is from RefSeq and is a predicted model, not a curated record. Gene Ontology annotation, molecular function: protein dimerization activity. Bases 1 to 2127 code for a protein of 708 amino acids. Lineage: Eukaryota; Fungi; Ascomycota; Eurotiomycetes; Eurotiales; Trichocomaceae. The transcript is spliced from 4 exons.
AUGACAAUGGAUCACGACGCGUCCAUCUCGUGGUCGGAGCCCCUUCCGGAGGAGUCGCUCAUGUCCACCGCCAACGAAGAUGAGUUCUCCAACUUCCUGGAAUUCGGCAUCAAUUUCCCCGAUCUGGAGGGGCACGGCUCGGCGCCGCCUCAACAUCAGCGCACCAUGCAGAAUGCCGAUAACCACAUCCCUGCCUCCAUGGCCGACGAUAGCGUCAAUCGGAUGGACACCGACCCGACGACGCAGCCGCCGCAGUAUGCCUCCAUGGUCGGGGAUCAUGUUGCCAUGAACCUGCACGACAACGCUCAGGCCCAAAGCCAAGCAUUCCACUUCUCCCACGAACAGCAGCAUCAGCAACACCAGCAUCCUGCACCCCAGCACGAACAACACCCGCAUCACCCUCCGAAGCAAACUCCGCAAGAGCAUGCUGCCAACCACAACUUCUCUCAUGGCCAGCACGUAAUUCCCCCGACCCCGAAUAGCAUCGAGCUCCAUGGUGGUGCAGCCCGGUAUCCUCAGCGCGUCGAAUCGGGCCAUGACAUGUACGAUCGCUACGGGCAGAUGAAUGAGGACCAGACGGCCUUCUACACCCCUCUCGUCUCUCCCGCCAUGACACCCUUAGAGACGCAAUUCCGUAUGCCCGAAUAUACAAUUCCUGGCGAAUACUUUACCCCUCUCACCUCGCCCGCUUUGGAAGCCCAAAACUCCAACCCCAAUGGCUACUCCUUUCAGACGACGCAGCCCCCAAGCGGUGGCUAUGUGCAGUCGCCCGUCGAUGCCAAUGCCACAUCCGCACCAUCUUCCCCCGGUGUUCUCAGAAAACAGCGGCGUCGUCCGUCCAUCGCCACAAGAACGCCGGGACGGGCGGCUAAGGCGUCUCCCUCCAUCCAGCCCAAGAACCGGCGGAAGCAGGCUGUGAGUGCACAGCUCGCAGAUGACGUCGCCCAGGCUCUCAGUCAGGACCAGACUGGCAGUCGUCCAACCACCAGUGGAGCCAGUUCGCUCCGUUAUGACAGCCAUGAGAGUUCGGGUCAGGAUUCUGUAUCUCCGGAGCCCAUCUCGGAGCCGUUGAUGCCUCCACCCGCGCUGCCGCCGACCCGCAAGUCGCCGGCCAUGGGACCGCAGAUCACCCAGCCCAGGACGAGCGAACCUGCAACCCCGGCGACGCUGAUGCGGAUCCAGAACCGGCAGCACAUGCAAGAUCCGUCCGGUCAAUUCUCGGGGUACGCAGGCAUGGUUACCAGCCAACCCCAGGAUGAGCCGAUGGAGGAUGUCCAGCUUCCAGAAGCGGUGACGGAUACGAGACCCCAAGUGCCUCCAGCAUCUUCUUCCAAGUCCACGCCCUCCGUGGAGCCCAAGUCGGCUUCCGAAAAACCGCCGUCUGGAUCCGUGACGCCGAGUCCUCACCAGGGAGCUAUGGCCUCACCGAGUGGACCGGUUCCCAAGAAGUCGGAGACGAAGGCUCCAGUGAGUCGAAAGCGACAGAGCGUCAGUUCUCAUAUCAGUCCAGCUCUACGGCCUCGGAUAAGCCCCAGCAUUCAGCCUUUGGUGCGCGGUGAUACCGGUAUGUCGAGCGAGACUUCGGCGUUAUAUCUGGCUUCCAAAUCGAACUAUCAGCAUAUCUUGGAUGGCACUGUGUUGCCUGGUGUCACGUAUCCCGAGACGCUGGCCGAGAACCUGAGCUCGAAACGCACCAAUCACAAACUGGCGGAACAGGGUCGGAGAAAUCGUAUCAACACCGCUCUCAAAGAGAUCGAAUCGCUUCUACCGCCCGGUUUUGCCCAGGAGAGGCUCAGCCAGCGGAACGAAGCCAAAGGCGAUGGCCAGGGAACCCCAAACACGAAGAAUGGGGAAAAGGAGAAAGAAAAGAGUACCCAUCAGACGAUCAGCAAGGCCAGCACGGUGGAGCUGGCUAUUGACUACAUCAAGUUGCUGAAGAAGGAACUGGAGGAGACGAAGGCCCAGCUCAAGGCUGCAGAAUCGAAACUAGCCGGGAAACCCGCCGACGGUGCGGAUACGGAGAGCAAGACGGGGCCUGGAACCGGCAGUGAGGCAGAUGCAGAGGCAGAGGCAGAGGCAAAAGAGCCCAACGCCACAUCGACGCCUGUGGAAACGACGACAGCGUGA